GUGUGGAUCAAGAGAGAGAGAGAGAGAGAGAGAGAGAGAGAGAGAGAGAGCGAGCGAAAGAGAGAGAUAUACGACGGUAAAAGCGAUCGGGCGCGCUGCUUUUUGGACGAGUUUUGGACGCAGAAGCUGCUCGACUGCAAAGACUCUUUAAUGAAAGCAUAAGAGAAGAGAAACUUACUUUGUGUCACCCCUCCUGUCCAGUAAAUUGAUCGUAAUAUUAAGAUCAUUUCGGGAUAUGUUUUUUGUCUAAGCGUCUUCCAAUCUGGACAAGUUCAUCGGGACUUUGACGCGCACGUCUCCCCGACUUCCUCAUGCAGGACAUGGGUGCAUCUGACACCAAACAGCGAUAGGACGGAGGGAGGUCCGGAGCUGCUGCUGUCCUCUCUUCAACCAGUCUUCUGCAGAGUGGACCCACUUUUUUUUUUUUUUUUUUUGGGCCUGGAGCGGCCUUGUUUAAAGGUCCGUUUUUUGUUUUGCUUCCGGCAACAGUGAAGAGAGAAGAAGUCGUCGUCCCUCAGCUCUCUCUCCCUCACUUUUUUUUUUUUUUUUUUUUUGGCCGUGAAAUUUUAAAGGAAAAUGGGGCAUUGAGAGGGUUGGCAGAACUCCCCGCGCUAUAAUGGCUACUGACACUUACCUGGUGAACGACGAUCCUACUAGAGGCCCCGGGAUGCCCGAAUGUUUCCUCGUGUCGGACACAUACAGGGAUGAAUUCCACCCCUUCAUCGAGGCCCUUCUGCCCCACGUCCGCGCCUUCGCCUACACCUGGUUCAACCUGCAGGCCCGCAAGCGCAAGUACUUCAAGAAGCACGAGAAGCGCAUGUCCAAGGAGGAAGAGCGUGCGGUGAAAGAUGAGCUACUCGGGGAGAAGCCAGAGAUUAAGCAGAAGUGGGCCUCGCGCCUGCUGGCCAAGCUCCGCAAGGACAUCCGGCCCGAGUUCCGCGAGGACUUUGUGCUCACCAUCACAGGCAAAAAGCCCCCGUGCUGCGUGCUGUCCAACCCUGACCAGAAGGGCAAGAUCCGUCGCAUCGACUGCCUGCGCCAGGCCGACAAGGUGUGGCGGCUGGACCUGGUGAUGGUCAUCCUGUUCAAGGGCAGUCCCCUAGAGAGCACGGACGGAGAGCGGCUCGUCAAGUCCCCACAGUGCACCAACCCUGGCCUGUGUGUCCAGCCACACCACAUCGGAGUGUCUGUCAAGGAGCUGGACCUUUACCUUGCCUACUUUGUCCACACGCCAGAAUCUGGACAAUCAGACAGCUCCAGCCAACAGGGAGACACAGACAUCAAACCACCACCCAAUGGACACCUGAGUUUCCAGGACUGCUUCGUCACCUCAGGAGUGUGGAAUGUGGCAGAGCUAGUCAGAGUGUCACAGACUCCUGUAGCCACGGCGUCAGGGCCCAACUUCUCACUGGCUGAGCUGGACAGCAGCCCCAGCUACUACAACAUUAACCAGGUGGCUCUGGGUCGGCGCUCACUCACCUCCCCUCCUUCCACCAGGUCUGAGGUGGAGUUGUACGCAAAUCUUCCACGGAGCUCCACCAAGAGGAAGUCCUUAGAUGACAGUGAGUUGGAGAGCCCAACGGAUGAUGUUUUUUAUCCUGGACGUUCACCUGCUGCCAGCUCUUCCCAGUCCAGUGCGUGGCCUAAUGACAUGGAUGCAGUGCAGCACCAUUUGGCGAGUGUGCAGGAGAGGAAGAUAAAACAUGAAAACGAUGGCGUGCAGUUUCCUUACCAUGGACUGUCCUCGCCUGGUUCACUUAAGAAGCCGGGGAAGUUUGAUUUCAACGCCCUGACUUCCCAGACGAGGUCCCCCCGCAUGGCGUUCACACACCACCCGCUGCCUGUGCUGGCAGGAGUGAGACCAGGGAGCCCUCGUGCCUCAGCUUCAGCCCUGCACUUCCCUUCCUCCUCUAUCAUCCAGCAGUCCAGCCCAUACUUCACCCAUCCUACCAUACGCUACCAUCACCAGGACCCACUUAAGGAUUUUGUGCAGUUUGUGUGCACAGAUGGCACAGGACAGCCCAGUGCACAGCCAAAUGGAGGUGGCCAGAGCAAAAUGCCGGGCUCCUUCCUGCUGCCCCCGCCACCCCCGGUGGCGCGCCCUGUGCCCCUCCCUAUGCCCGACUCUAAAACCAUCAGCACGCCCACUGACGGUGGACUCAGCUCACCCGCAUCGCCGUCAUACUCCACGCCAGGCUCCACAGCUCCCAACCGGUUUGUCGGCAUCGGAACACGGGACAACUUUCUGAAUAUCCCCCAGCAGACUCAGUCCUGGUUCCUCUGACAAGGCCUCUCUGAAGCAACAGCUAAACGUGUGUCAUGAAAAUUGGAAAUCUGAAAAACAAAAACGCAUCACCGCUGAUAAAGAACAAACUGCUGACACUAAAAAGGUCUUUCUCGCCAAACACUAUUGAAAGUACUACUACAGAAAAAGGAAAAACCCCACAGCGCCCCAAGAGGACUCCCACUCCAACACGAUUCGAAUAGGACUGUUUGUCCCCUUUUCAUGGAGGAGGCUCCAAUGAGAUUGAACGGACAGACUCAGAAUGCAGGGAAGAGGAAGAGGAGGAACUGUCUCACAAACACUUUGAAAUGGCAGAAAGGAAACACAAUGUAAAAACCUGACAAAUGACCAAUUUAACAUUUGUUUAUCUUUCUUUUAUAUACAUAUAUUAUAUAUUUCUUUUACAUUUUGUUGUCUCCACAAUGAAACUCCAUGCAUUGGCUGGGAGAUCCAAAAAAAAAAAAAAAAAAAAAAAAA
Molecule: messenger RNA, 2761 nt
Organism: Poecilia latipinna (sailfin molly)
Lineage: Eukaryota; Metazoa; Chordata; Actinopteri; Cyprinodontiformes; Poeciliidae
Product: nuclear factor 1 X-type-like
Exons: 14
Coding region: 617-2284 (555 amino acids)
Biological process (GO): regulation of transcription by RNA polymerase II
Cellular component (GO): nucleus
Molecular function (GO): RNA polymerase II cis-regulatory region sequence-specific DNA binding; DNA-binding transcription factor activity, RNA polymerase II-specific
Source: RefSeq, a predicted model, not a curated record